AUGUCAUCAAUAAUAUCUAAAGCCACUGGAUUGGUUAGCUCUGUAGUCACCAAAUCAUCAGAAUUCGUCAACUGUGCAGUAUACUGGUCAAAAGUCGGUGCUGAAUUAUCAAAAACCGUUUACAAAAAGGAAGGUUUGGCCCCACCAUCAAUCAAACAAUUUGAAACUGUUUACCAAAAUGCAUUUAAAUGGUUGAAAACUCCAUCUGAACAACAAAAGCUUAUCGAGCAAGCUAAAUCAUACAAGCCAAAUGCUCAAGAUGCUGUUAAAUUCGGUGUUUACGGUAUUCAAUUGGCUGGGUUCUUUGCCGUAGGAGAAAUUAUUGGAAGAAGACAAUUUUUUGGUUACCCAACCAACAAAGGUGAUGCUCAUCAUUAA
Lodderomyces parapsilosis is the source of this 378-nucleotide messenger RNA. RefSeq names its product F1F0 ATP synthase subunit g (gene ATP20). The record is from RefSeq and is a predicted model, not a curated record. Lineage: Eukaryota; Fungi; Ascomycota; Pichiomycetes; Serinales; Debaryomycetaceae. Gene Ontology annotation, biological process: proton motive force-driven ATP synthesis. The coding region runs from base 1 to 378 and encodes 125 amino acids. The transcript has a single exon. Gene Ontology annotation, molecular function: proton transmembrane transporter activity.